Molecule: messenger RNA, 2194 nt
Organism: Pteronotus mesoamericanus
Lineage: Eukaryota; Metazoa; Chordata; Mammalia; Chiroptera; Mormoopidae
Gene: FBXL19
Product: F-box and leucine rich repeat protein 19
Exons: 11
Coding region: 72-1967 (631 amino acids)
Biological process (GO): regulation of transcription by RNA polymerase II; protein demethylation
Molecular function (GO): transcription coregulator activity; protein binding; DNA binding
Source: RefSeq, a predicted model, not a curated record
CCGGGAGCUGCCGAGAAGGGAGAGAUGGCUCCCGGGACACGUGUGAGCCCUCGGCGUUGCUGACGCCCCCAAUGUCGUCGAGCAGCCGGGGGCCGGGGGCCGGAGCGCGCCGACGCCGAACCCGCUGCCGCCGCUGCCGGGCCUGUGUGCGAACUGAGUGCGGGGACUGCCACUUCUGCCGAGACAUGAAGAAGUUCGGGGGGCCUGGGCGCAUGAAGCAGUCGUGCCUGCUCCGGCAGUGCACUGCCCCCGUGCUCCCACACACAGCUGUGUGCCUCUUGUGUGGGGAGGCUGGGAAGGAGGACACAGUGGAGGGAGAGGAAGAGAAAUUUGGUUUGAGCCUCAUGGAGUGUACAAUCUGCAAUGAGAUCGUCCACCCUGGCUGCCUGAAGAUGGGGAAGGCUGAGGGUGUCAUCAAUGCAGAAAUUCCGAACUGCUGGGAGUGCCCUCGCUGUACCCAGGAAGGCCGGACUAGCAAGGAUUCAGGUGAGGGACCAGGCCGCCGCAGGGCUGACAACGGCGAGGAGGGUGCCAGCCUGGGGAGUGGAUGGAAGCUGACGGAGGAGCCUCCACUUCCACCACCCCCGCCCAGGCGCAAGGGCCCCCUGCCUGCUGGGCACCCCCCAGAGGAUGUGCCUGGGCCCCCUAAAAGAAAGGAGAGGGAGGCAGGGAAUGAGCCCCCCACCCCAAGGAAAAAGGUGAAAGGAGGCCGUGAGAGGCACCUGAAGAAGAAACCAAAACCACCUUUGGCCUCUGCUGAGGGCCCAGCAGUGCCAUCCCCAUCACCACAGAGGGAGAAGCUAGAGCGUUUCAAGCGGAUGUGCCAGCUGCUAGAGCGGGUGCCUGACACCUCCUCAUCCUCCUCGGACUCAGACUCAGACUCCGACUCAUCAGGCACAUCGCUGAGUGAGGAUGAGGCCCCUGGUGAGGCCCGGAAUGGGCGACGGCCAGCCCGGGGCAGCUCAGGCGAGAAGGAGAACCGUGGGGGACGGCGGGCUGUACGCCCUGGCAGUGGGGGUCCCCUCCUCAGUUGGCCCUUAGGCCCUGCCCCGCCGCCUCGGCCCCCACAGCUGGAACGGCAUGUGGUACGGCCUCCACCUCGAAGUCCUGAGCCUGACACACUGCCUUUGGCUGCUGGAUCCGACCACCCUCUGCCUCGAGCCGCCUGGCUUCGUGUCUUCCAGCACCUCGGGCCCCGAGAGCUGUGCAUUUGCAUGCGAGUCUGCCGGACUUGGAGCCGCUGGUGCUAUGACAAGCGUCUGUGGCCUCGAAUGGAUCUGAGCCGGCGAAAGUCACUCACUCCACCGAUGCUUAGUGGUGUGGUUCGUCGCCAGCCCCGAGCCCUGGACCUCAGCUGGACAGGUGUCUCCAAAAAGCAGCUCAUGUGGCUUUUGAACCGACUGCAAGGCCUGCAGGAACUGGUGCUGUCUGGCUGCUCCUGGCUCUCUGUCUCUGCCCUGGGCUCCGCCCCACUGCCGGCCCUGCGACUCCUGGACCUGCGCUGGAUCGAGGAUGUUAAAGACUCCCAGCUCCGGGAGCUGCUGCUGCCUCCGCCUGACACCAAACCAGGGCAAACGGAGAGCCGUGGGCGGCUGCAGGGUGUAGCAGAGCUCCGCUUGGCAGGCCUGGAGCUGACAGAUGCCUCCCUGCGGCUCCUGCUGCGCCAUGCACCCCAGCUGAGUGCCCUGGACUUGAGCCACUGCGCCCACGUUGGGGACCCCAGCGUCCAUCUCCUCACAGCGCCCACCUCCCCACUCCGAGAGACCCUGGUACACCUCAAUCUCGCUGGUUGCCACCGCCUCACUGACCAUUGCCUUCCGCUGUUCCGCCGCUGCCCUCGCCUACGCCGUCUAGACCUGCGCUCCUGCCGCCAGCUCUCACCAGAAGCUUGUGCCCGGCUGGCAGCUGCUGGGCCCCCUGGCCCCUUCCGCUGCCCAGAGGAAAAGCUGCUUCUCAAGGACAGCUAGUUGGGUGCCCCCACCCUCCCCCAGGACUCAUCUGGAGCCUGGACCUCGGGCCUUCAUUUCACUCCUGCCAGGAGGCCAGGUUCCCCACCUCAUGACUUGGGAUUCCUGAGUUUUCUGACUUGGGAUUCCUGCCCAGGGACUUGAGCCAGCCUCCCCACUCUUUACCCCCUGCACUGAAAUUUCUGGGGGUCUCUCCUUCCCAUCUCCUCCCCUUUCCACCUGCUUCA